UCCUCUCGCUCAUGCGUCUCAACUCAAGUCCUAGCCUCUCUCUCCUUCCUUUUCCCCAAUUUAGAAGGAAAAAAACCUUUCUUUCUUCUUCUCUAUCCAGCCCAAAAAAUCAUCACGAUCAAUGCUUAAAUAACUUUACCAAAUUGACAUCAACGCUUCUGAUAAAUCAUUAAGUUUUUAUAGGGGCUGAAACGAAUUUGAGAGUGCUAAAAAUGGGAUUUGGGCUACAAGUGGUUAGGGUUGAGGGGUUCGGUAGCUGUGGAGUAAUUGGGCAGGUUUGGUCUAGGUAGUGUGGAUUAUUAAUUUAUUAUAGGCAGGUUUGGAUGGUCGAUAAUUACCGGUCUUAUUUGAGAUGCAGAAGAUAUAAUUUUUCUGGUAAAGGAUUUGGGUGGAUUAUUGAUAAUGUAGUUGUUCAUGUUCCUUUUUGUUUACUAUCAUUGUUAUAUUAAGAAAUGCAUGACUCGCAGUCGUAAAGAUCAGACCUAAAGGUCUCUACGUAUGUCUAAAUUGCUUGAAAGCUUACUUGUCAGACAGUAACUUCCUGUAAACAACCUGAGGAUAUUUGGCUCUUUAGCAAAUGGACAAAGGAGCACCAUCUAGUCUGUUUGUUAAUGAUGGUUCAUUUAUGGAGAAGUUUAAACAACUUCAGCAAGGGAAUGGGAAGGAACAGGAAAAGGAUAAGGGUGCUGCAGAAAAGGAUUCUAAACCCAAAACAAUUGUUUCAGGGACUGUGACGCCUAAACCUUCUUUUGGUAAAGUAACUAUGCAGUUUAAGACUAAUGAUGCAUCGAAGACAUCCCAGACUGCUUCCAGUGGCAAACUUGCUUUCAGCUUGAAACAGAAGUCAAAGCUUGUGGCACCUGCAGUUAAGUUGGGUGAAGAUGACGAGGAUGAAGAUGAAGCAGAUGCUGUAAAUACUUCAGGUGGUGUGUCUGCAAAGAGGCAGAAGUUGGGUCAACUGGAUGCAUCUGAACAAUCAUUGAAACGAUUGGAUGUUGCACCACCUCCCCCAAGUGAUCCCACAGUGAAGAAUGUUGCAGACAAACUAGCAAGUUUCGUUGCUAAACAUGGAAGGCAAUUUGAGAAUGUUACACGCCAAAAGAAUCCUGGAGAUACACCUUUCAAAUUUUUAUUUGAUGAGAAUUGCGCAGACUUCAAGUAUUAUCAGUAUAGGCUUGCCGAAGAAGAAAAGGCUCUUUCACAGAACAGGGAUUCUCAUAUCUCUUCUAGUGGUGGUACAAGUACUUCGGCAUCUAAAUCCACGGGUAGCUCUCGAAGGUCACAGCAGCAGCAAUCAAAUUACCAAAUUCCCGCUUCAGCUUUAUACGAAGCUGCUGAAGAGCCCAAGGGUUCAUUGUCAACAUCUUCAGGAAGAGCUGGUGAAUCUAGUGCACCAGCAGGUACAGAUCCUAUAGAAAUGAUGGAGUUCUACAUGAAGAAAGCUGCUCAGGAAGAGAGGAGGAGACAGCCUAAACUGUCUAAGGAUGAGAUGCCCCCUCCUGCUUCUCUUCAAGCUUCUUCCUUAAAAGGUCAUCACAUGGGUGAUUACAUCCCACCAGAAGAGCUUGAGAAAUUCUUGGCUACUUGUAAUGAUGUAGCUGCAACAAAAGCUGCUAAAGAGGCUGCAGAAAGGGCUAGAAUCCAGGCGGAUAAUGUUGGCCAUAAACUCUUGUCCAAAAUGGGUUGGAAAGAAGGUGAGGGUCUGGGGAGCUCCAGAAGUGGUAUUUCAAAUCCGAUCAUGGCUGGCAAUGUAAAGAAGGAUCACUUGGGUGUUGGUGCUCACAACCCUGGGGAGGUGUCUCCUGAUGAUGAUAUAUACGAGCAGUAUAAGAAGCGAAUGAUGCUUGGUUACCGUCACAGGCCAAACCCUCUGAACAACCCUCGAAAAGCGUACUACUGAUCAAUAUUUCAUGCGAGCUGUUUGUUUGUAGACUUUGUCUUCAAGAAAUAAACAGAGGUCGUCGAAACUGCUUAUUAUGCUGAAGAAGAGUAUUGGAUUGUCCCCAGACAGAAUGGAAGUUGUCUAGAGUUUGCUAUUUGUGAAAUCAGUGUUCAAUGAUAAAUUACUUUUUUUUUUUUUCUUUUUUCUGCUUUCAUAGUAGGGGUGCAGUAUUGGGAAAUGGGAAGGAAACGAUCUAAAUUCAUUCAUUUUAGUUUGCGUGCAGUAUUGGGAAGGAAACGAUCUGCAUUCAUUUUAGUUUGCUA
Populus trichocarpa (black cottonwood) is the source of this 2205-nucleotide messenger RNA. RefSeq names its product SURP and G-patch domain-containing protein 1-like protein. Lineage: Eukaryota; Viridiplantae; Streptophyta; Magnoliopsida; Malpighiales; Salicaceae. The coding region runs from base 578 to 1900 and encodes 440 amino acids. The transcript is spliced from 9 exons. The record is from RefSeq and is a predicted model, not a curated record. Gene Ontology annotation, molecular function: RNA binding. Gene Ontology annotation, biological process: RNA processing. Gene Ontology annotation, cellular component: nucleoplasm.